GAGCAAACGUGAAACGUCACGUCAGCUACGACUUACCAGCUGUCAGCCAUCCGAAUUGCGAACGCUUUUUAUUAAUUUGGAAAACGGUGUUUUGCGUUUUAUAGGAGCGUGCCGUUUCUCAAGGAGAUAAUUUCCGAUAUCGUUUGUCAAUUGUCACGCGGAAAUCUGGCUGGAAAUGGACAGUAACGCUCGCCACAACACGCCGCCUCAAACAAGUGCGGAUACCAGUGGCGAAACAUCACAUCAAAACGAAGUUUCUACAGUCACUGUAGCUAUGCCAUUUAUGCAAGUUGAUAUACUCAAUCAUUCCGGAACAUCUGCUGCUGGUGCACAGGCAAACGAUCUAACAACGAUGAAUCGAAUUCGAAUGGCCGAUGGAGAAGAGAUACCACCUCCAAAACCAGACUUUUCUGCACCACCUCCUUAUGAAGUAGCUACCAAAUUGCCCAGUUAUGAAGAGGUGCAGCGUGAAAAAACUCUACAAGGCGAGCCACAACCUCAAGUACAUAUGCCAGGAAAUAUUAGGUCACCACAACAACCUCUAACAAUUUUGGCAAUAGAUACCGAAGCUGCAGAAGGUGAUCCAGAAAGUGGAUUACUUGGUACAGACUUUAUGUUUUUCACAGCAUUUCUUGUUGCAUUCCUAUUUAAUUGGAUCGGGUUUCUGUUACUGAUGUGUUUCUGUCACACUAUUGCUUCUCGUUAUGGUGCACUGGCUGGUUUUGGAUUGUCUCUGACAAAGUGGACACUCAUUGUCAAACACUCUACCGAUCUUGCUUCACGUGAGAAUUCAUGGCUUUGGUGGUUGAUUAUGGCAUUUGGGGUUUUAAUUUGUGUACGUGCCAUCAUUCAAUAUUUAAACAUCAAACGUGGUUGGAGAUUACUAUCCGGCAGUGCACAGGAGCGUCUACUUUUUUUCUAUUAAAAAAUUGAAUCUGCACUUCUCUUUAUUUAACGUGGCUUUAGAGCAAACAGCAUUUUUAUGUGGGGUCAUAUUUGUAUAAUAUAUAAUCGACAAGAUUCUCAAUUGAUUAUAAAUUGUAAUUUACCUAUCAAUUGUAUCUAUAUAGAGCAAAAACAAAGAU
Messenger RNA from Camponotus floridanus (Florida carpenter ant), 1085 nucleotides. RefSeq names its product NEDD4 family-interacting protein 1-like (gene Ndfip). The record is from RefSeq and is a predicted model, not a curated record. The transcript has 6 exons. Gene Ontology annotation, cellular component: endoplasmic reticulum; Golgi apparatus; perinuclear region of cytoplasm. Bases 176 to 925 code for a protein of 249 amino acids. Gene Ontology annotation, biological process: positive regulation of protein ubiquitination; metal ion transport; vacuolar transport. Gene Ontology annotation, molecular function: WW domain binding. Lineage: Eukaryota; Metazoa; Arthropoda; Insecta; Hymenoptera; Formicidae.